Molecule: messenger RNA, 838 nt
Organism: Equus caballus (horse)
Lineage: Eukaryota; Metazoa; Chordata; Mammalia; Perissodactyla; Equidae
Product: odorant-binding protein
Molecular function (GO): odorant binding; small molecule binding
Source: RefSeq, a predicted model, not a curated record
AUUCUGAUUCUCUCUAACAACUGUCACACUCUCAGCUUCUCCAGAAGAAGGUCAACAAGCACCAACGAGAUGCAGAUUCUGCUGCUGAGUCUUGUACUGGGUGUGGUUUGUGCUGUCCAGGAACCUCAAUCUGAGACUGAUUACUCACUGUUUUCAGGAGAAUGGAACACCAUUUACAUCGGAUCCAGUAACAUAGAGAAGAUCAGUGAGAACGGACCAUUCAGAAUUCUUCUCCGUAGACUUGAUUUAGACAGUGCAGGUGACAGAAUCAUCUACACGUUUUUUCUCAAGGUCAAUGGACAAUGCACAAAAAUAUCCUCUUUGGCAAUAAAAACAGAAGAAAAUACUUACGUUUGUCAUUAUGCAGGAAAAAAUAAAUUUGAAAUUCUCCAUUUGUCAAAAACUGCUAUCAUAAUAGAUAUUGUCAAUGAGGAUGAAGGAGGCCUGGUCACCAAAAUGGUUGCAUUGGUUGGCAAAGUAGGAGAUAUUCAGAAGGAAGAUAUUGAGAAGUUCAAGGAGGUGGCUAAAGAAAAGGAGAUUCCAGAAGAAAACAUUGUGAAUAUCAUCAAUAUUGAUGACUGUCCUACAAGUGAAUGAAAACAGGGACUUGCACCCCUCUGAAAUAAGCUGUCAUUGAGGACCAGGCGUAUCAUUUUCUCAGUGGUAUCAAGAUCAACAAUCUGAAAAAAAUCUUUCUUGUUCUUGUCUAACAUAACCUUUCUCUCUUCAUAAACAUGCUUUCUUUCCUAUUUUAUCUCUCCUAGUCACCAUUCAUGUCCUGUAUGGUGUUAUUAGAUUUCUGAGUGUUCAAAUAAAUUGAUUUACUAUGUAUGCUACA